Molecule: messenger RNA, 1008 nt
Organism: Daucus carota subsp. sativus
Lineage: Eukaryota; Viridiplantae; Streptophyta; Magnoliopsida; Apiales; Apiaceae
Exons: 2
Coding region: 1-1008 (335 amino acids)
Source: RefSeq, a predicted model, not a curated record
AUGGAGGUCUACCAAAUUCCAGACCUCACAAAAUGUCGCUUAUUGGACGCUACCCUCAGGGAUGACGCUCACCACUGGUUCAAGAGGCUUCCUUCUAAUUCUAUCAGCUCUUGGAGGAAAUUGAGUGAGCUGUUUGUAGGACAAUUCAGGGCUUCCGUUACUUAUGCCCCACCUGCCAACACUCUAGCUAAUAUUAAGCAAAAGGAACACGAAACGUUAAGAGAGUACUUCAAACGCUUCAACUCAGAGGUACCCCGUGUCAGGCCAACAUCGAAAGAAACCCUGAAGAAUUUCUUGAUAGCAGGGGUAAGGCCUGGUACAGACUUCUGGAAAGAGUUGCAAGGAUGGGAGCCUGAAACCCUAGCUGACUUCUUUGCUAGGGCGGAACCCCAUAAGGUGAUUGAGGAAUCCCUAGCUAAGUUGAAGAAGGAGUCGAAGUCUGAAAGCCGUAGCAGCUGGAAGAAUAAGAGGGAUAGGUCUUAUAGCCAGAAAGAAGGAACACCUAUAAGAGGAAUCCUUACAACAGGAUACCUGACGGAGUUUGUAGCCCAAGAGGCUAAAAAGUAUAAGGAGAAGAAGGCUGAAAGAACAAAUAACCAGGAAGCCAACCGUAACACCCGAGCUGGCAGUGUACGAAUGAUCAUCGGACGACCCUUCGUGGGAGGCCAUGGGCGCAGUGCUAUGAAAAGAUAUAUACGGGAAGCCCGAGGGCCGCCCUUAACCAAUGUGUGCCAUCUGUCUGAAAGGCCUCCCAAAAUGUUCAAAGGGGAGACCAUAGACAUUACCUUUACUGAGGAGGAUGCACGCACGGUACACCAUCCUCAUAGCGAUGCCCCAGUGGUAACAGCCAUGAUCGGAAAUGUCAAUGUACACAGGCUUCUUGUCGACAACGGAAGCUCUGUCAAUAUCUUGGCCUAUAGUGCAUACCAGAGAAUAAAAAUGGCAGAUAGAGAUAUGAGCAAGAAAAUGAGUGCGAGGCACCUUGUGACUUCAACAGUGCUAUGGUAA